Molecule: messenger RNA, 2345 nt
Organism: Alexandromys fortis (reed vole)
Lineage: Eukaryota; Metazoa; Chordata; Mammalia; Rodentia; Cricetidae
Gene: Fzr1
Product: fizzy and cell division cycle 20 related 1
Exons: 14
Coding region: 233-1714 (493 amino acids)
Biological process (GO): positive regulation of ubiquitin protein ligase activity; anaphase-promoting complex-dependent catabolic process; positive regulation of anaphase-promoting complex-dependent catabolic process
Cellular component (GO): anaphase-promoting complex
Molecular function (GO): protein binding; anaphase-promoting complex binding; ubiquitin ligase activator activity
Source: RefSeq, a predicted model, not a curated record
CGGAGGGAGGGAGCCGGGUUGCCGCUGAGUGCCGCCAUAUUAGCGACCGCGGAGGCCGGGGGAUUCCCGUGAGCUGCGGCGGCGGGGCCUGGCGCAGCGGAGGGGCCUCGAGCGGGCGCGGCGUGUUCCUGGGCCCGGCGGGAACCGACGGGAACCGGCCGGCGACGGGAGCGAGGCAGGCUGCCCUCAGCUGCGGGCCCCGCCCCGCCGCCUGCCCGCCCGCCCGCCCAACAUGGAUCAGGACUAUGAACGCAGGCUCCUGCGGCAGAUCAUCAUCCAGAAUGAGAACACAGUGCCAUGUGUCUCGGAGAUGCGGAGGACCCUGACACCAGCCAACUCCCCAGUGUCCUCGCCCAGCAAGCAUGGUGACCGCUUCAUCCCCUCGCGGGCCGGGGCCAACUGGAGUGUGAACUUCCACAGGAUCAAUGAAAACGAGAAGUCCCCAAGCCAGAACCGGAAGGCCAAGGAUGCCACCUCGGACAACGGCAAAGAUGGCCUGGCCUACUCCGCACUACUAAAGAACGAGCUGCUGGGCGCGGGCAUUGAGAAGGUGCAGGACCCGCAGACGGAGGAUCGGAGGCUGCAGCCAUCUACACCCGAGCACAAGGGUCUCUUCACGUAUUCCCUCAGCAGCAAGCGCUCGAGUCCUGACGAUGGCAAUGACGUGUCUCCAUACUCCUUGUCCCCUGUUAGUAACAAGAGUCAGAAGCUGCUGCGGUCACCACGGAAGCCCACGCGCAAGAUCUCCAAGAUUCCUUUCAAGGUGCUGGAUGCGCCCGAGCUUCAGGACGACUUCUACCUCAACCUGGUGGACUGGUCCUCCCUCAAUGUGCUCAGCGUGGGGUUGGGCACCUGCGUGUACCUGUGGAGUGCGUGCACUAGCCAGGUGACCCGGCUCUGUGACCUCUCUGUGGAAGGGGACUCGGUGACUUCUGUGGGCUGGUCUGAGCGGGGAAACCUGGUUGCAGUGGGCACACACAAGGGCUUCGUGCAGAUCUGGGAUGCGGCCGCUGGGAAGAAGCUGUCGGUGCUGGAGGGCCACACUGCACGCGUUGGGGCGCUGGCCUGGAACGCAGACCAGCUGUCAUCGGGUAGCCGUGACCGCAUGAUCCUGCAGCGUGACAUCCGCACACCACCCCUGCAGUCAGAGCGGCGGCUGCAGGGCCACCGGCAGGAGGUGUGUGGCCUCAAGUGGUCCACAGAUCACCAGCUGCUUGCCUCAGGGGGCAAUGACAACAAGCUGCUCGUGUGGAACCACUCAACUGUGAGCCCUGUGCAGCAGUACACGGAGCACCUGGCAGCCGUGAAGGCCAUUGCUUGGUCCCCACACCAGCACGGACUGCUGGCAUCUGGGGGUGGCACAGCUGACCGCUGCAUCCGCUUCUGGAACACGCUGACAGGCCAGCCCCUGCAGUGCAUUGACACUGGCUCACAAGUGUGCAACCUGGCCUGGUCCAAACAUGCCAACGAGCUGGUGAGCACACAUGGCUACUCACAGAACCAGAUCCUCGUGUGGAAGUACCCGUCCCUUACACAGGUGGCCAAGCUCACUGGCCACUCUUACCGUGUCCUCUACUUGGCCAUGUCCCCUGACGGGGAGGCCAUUGUCACUGGGGCCGGAGACGAGACACUGCGGUUCUGGAACGUUUUCAGCAAAACACGCUCUACAAAGGAAUCCGUGUCUGUGCUCAACCUCUUCACCCGGAUCCGAUAGACCCGGGUGCAGCCCCUUGGGGCAGAGAUAGAGCAGCCAGCAUGCAUGGGCCUGCUGUCCCUGCAGUCCCCAGGAGGCAUCUGACGGGCGGGAGCCGGGCCGGAGACCCCAGAGUCUCAUUAAAUGCCUCGUUGUGAGCUGUGGAGCCAGUGUCUGGGACAGGGACCCUCAUCCACCGGCUGCAUCCCCUUCCUGCUGGCUGUCAGCGCUCUCAGAUGGACACUUUUGACCUCCCUGUCACCACUGCCUGAGCCAUAUUGGACACAGCUGAGCAGGAGGCCCGGGACCCCAUCAGAGCCCCAAACCCAGUGUCACUUGGGCCUGUGGACCAGAGCCGAUAUGCCCCUCUGCAGCCACCCCAGCCAGAACAUCCUGGGAGGUGCUGGCGGGGCCUGCGCCUCUCGCCCUGACUCCCUGACCGUGCUGCCACUCUGUACUCUGUGUGUCACCCAUGUGUGUCACCUCGCCCCUCCCCAGCCAGCUGCCUUGUCUGCCAUGUCCACUUCCUCUUGGCCUUCUGGAAGCUUCUCAGGCCUCCCUGACCUCAGACCCCCCAUCUUUGCUGCUCCUCCCCAGUGUGGUGGCCGUGGCCAUGGUGUGUGCACGUGUGUAUAUAUGUAUUUGUGACGCC